Dothidotthia symphoricarpi CBS 119687 is the source of this 2367-nucleotide messenger RNA. RefSeq names its product Pkinase-domain-containing protein. Gene Ontology annotation, biological process: protein phosphorylation. NCBI's taxonomy places the organism in Eukaryota, Fungi, Ascomycota, Dothideomycetes, Pleosporales, Dothidotthiaceae. The annotation marks the transcript as partial. The transcript is spliced from 2 exons. Gene Ontology annotation, molecular function: ATP binding; protein kinase activity. The record is from RefSeq and is a predicted model, not a curated record.
GAUUGCGAUUGCGAUUGCGGAGAGUGGACAAGCACGACAAGCACGACUACAACCACGACUACGGCUACGACUACGACUACAGCUUGUCUACGACUCGCCAACGACGGAUUACUACACGCGCGAUUGGAAGACUGUCCUCCCGCACAUGAAUCACGAUCACGAUUCCCACGCUCUCCACGACCGCUACGACCGCGACGGCGCAUAGAAUCUACACACACAAACACGCCAACAUGGCAGCAGACUUUGGGGCCAGCGAGGCCGUGGACCCAACGACGCUCUACACAAAGCAGGAGUGCAUAGGCGGCGGCAGUUUUGGGCGGGUGUACAAGGGCCUUGACCGGCGCACCGGCCACACCGUCGCCAUCAAGGUCAUCGACAUUGAGAACGCCGAGGACGAGGUCGACGACAUCAUGGGCGAGAUCAUGAUCCUGUCGGGCAUGAACUCGCCCUACGUCACGAGAUAUUAUGGCGCCUAUCUGCAUGGCUCGGAUCUGUGGAUCGUCAUGGAGUUUUGCUCGGGCGGGAGUUGUGCCGAUCUGAUGAAGCCGGGGCUUAUGGCUGAGGCGGAUAUCGCUGUUAUACUCAAGGAGCUGCUUAUGGGGUUGACGUAUCUGCAUGAUGAUCACAAACUGCAUCGGGAUAUCAAGGCUGCCAAUAUCCUCGUCGGCGCAAACGGACAGGUCAAGCUUGCGGAUUUCGGUGUCUCGGGCCAGCUCUCCGCGACCAUGACCAAGAAGAAUACGUUCGUCGGGACGCCCUUUUGGAUGGCGCCAGAGGUCAUCAGGCAGUCUGGCUACGACGGCAAAGCGGAUAUCUGGUCCCUGGGUAUCACCGCGCUGGAGUUGGCCAAUGGCGAACCCCCUUACGCGGAUAUCCACCCCAUGAAGGUCCUCUUUCUUAUCCCCAAGAACCCGCCUCCACAACUGCAUGGCAACUUCUCCCCCGCGUUGAAGGAGUUUGUCGAGCUGUGUCUGCGCAAGGAUCCGCGAGAUCGACCAACGGCGAAACAAUUACUCCAAACAAACUUCAUCCGCAAAGCUGGCAAGCCGGCACGUCUGCAGGAACUCAUAUCGAGAUACCAGGACUGGAAGGCCAGAAAUCCAAAGGCAGCCGCUGAGGAUGAGGAUGACUUGACUCCGGUGAAAAGGAGGGAGCCAGUCAAUGAGGACUUGUGGGAUUUUGGUACGGUCAGACCUGUCGGAGGUGCGAGAGGCCCUGCGCUUGCGCCGAUGAACGCUGCUGGCGCCAACGCCCGGCAUGUCUCGCCACAGAGAAAACCCCUCGCUCACCAGCGUGGUGGGUUUGGGGAUGAAAACGAGGACACGGUUCGAGCAAGCCCGCCGACAUCACCCACGAAACGCUUAGCCCCGUUGCGGACACAGGGUUCACCUAUAAGUUCGCUGAACACCGCCGCAAGGAUACCUCUACCGCCAUCGCCGGAGAAGAAGUCAGUGCCUCUCUUUCCACCACUUGCUCAGGACCCUCUACGAAAGUCGCCUGUGCCUGGUCUAUUCUCGCCGCCCAUGAACCGCGGCUUGGUCACGCCUACAAAGCCACUAACAUCUCAACAACCGCGACGGCAGACGCCACUGGGCCUGGCGUACGAUGACUUCCAGCGCUCCAUCGCCGCGGACGUGGAGAAGAUGGACAUCGCAUCCUCGCAGCGCAACCCAACACCAAGCCGCGCCUCCGUCCUCCCGCAAAUGUCCAUCCCCGAAAUCCCGCCCUUCCGAGGCCCUUCUUCGAGCAUAACAACAAACGGACAAGCGCCACCGCCCCCUCCACCCCACCAAUCCGUCUUCCUGCAAAGCCCGCUCCAAAUCGCAGAUCACGCACCCUCAACACUACUAGUCCAAAAACCCCUCCCACCCCUGACAACAACCCAACACCCCCUCCCCUCGCUCGCGGGCCAAAAACCCCUGCCCUCAACACACCAGCACGCCUUCCCACCUCUGAGCGCCUCACACCCCGACUCCCCCCGCUCAACCGACCCCUUCGGCGGCCCGCUCAUCUCGCCAACCCAACACACCACACCCCAUCCAUACCAGCACCCCCCACCCGCAAAACAACCCCCCUCCCUCCGCACAUCCCUCGCCCGCACAAAACCCCCCCUACCCCAAUCAACCACAACCCCGCCCCCCACCCAAGAAAUCACAGCCCUAACCGGCGUCGUCGUCCCCGCCCUCGAAGCCGCCCUCGCCCGCCGCGCCUACAACCUCAGCGUCAAGAACAAGACCGACUGCGCGCUCUCCCUAUCCGACGCGCCGGGUUUCGCGCACAGACGGCAGCAGCGCCAGGAGUGCCAUGAGCGGGUGCGUGGGCUGGUUGGGGAGUUGGUGGGCAGGUUUCGCGAGCUGGAUCGGUGGG